Sporothrix brasiliensis 5110 is the source of this 201-nucleotide messenger RNA. RefSeq lists its product as uncharacterized. The record is from RefSeq and is a predicted model, not a curated record. NCBI's taxonomy places the organism in Eukaryota, Fungi, Ascomycota, Sordariomycetes, Ophiostomatales, Ophiostomataceae. The transcript has a single exon. The coding region runs from base 1 to 201 and encodes 66 amino acids.
AUGGUGAGUACCACCGACAAGGUGGAGAUGAAGAAGAUGAAGAAGAUGAAGGAGAUGAAGAAGAUGAAGAAGAUGAAGGAGAUGAAGAAGAUGAAGAAGAUGAAGAAGAUGAAGAAGAUGAAGAAGAUGAAGAAGAUGAAGAAGAUGAAGAAGAUGAAGAAGAUGAAGAAGAUGAAGAAGAUGAAGAAGAGGAGAAGAUGA